Xyrauchen texanus (razorback sucker) is the source of this 3054-nucleotide messenger RNA. Its product is annotated as dual specificity protein phosphatase 4-like. Gene Ontology annotation, molecular function: protein tyrosine/threonine phosphatase activity; MAP kinase tyrosine/serine/threonine phosphatase activity. Gene Ontology annotation, cellular component: nucleus; cytoplasm. NCBI's taxonomy places the organism in Eukaryota, Metazoa, Chordata, Actinopteri, Cypriniformes, Catostomidae. The record is from RefSeq and is a predicted model, not a curated record. Gene Ontology annotation, biological process: negative regulation of MAPK cascade; protein dephosphorylation; endoderm formation. The transcript has 4 exons. The coding region runs from base 79 to 1182 and encodes 367 amino acids.
ACACAACAUUACACUGCGCACAGGCAGCUCUGGAUUUGACGUACUAUUUUUGUGAACCAGUAUUUGACCGGACGAAAAAUGGUCACAAUGGACGAACUUUGUGAAAUGGAUUGCGGCGUUUUGAAAAGGUUGAUGAAGGACGACAGUGCGAAAUAUCUGGUGUUGGACUGUAGAUCAUUUCUCGCGUUUAGCGGCGGUCAUAUCCGCGGUGCUGUAAAUAUUCGGUGUAACACGAUUGUUCGGAGGCGAGCGAAAGGCUCCGUGAGUUUGGACCAGAUUCUGUCCAGUGACGACGAGGUCCGAGACAGACUCUUAUCAGGGUUGUACUCCGCCGUGAUCUUGUACGAUGAACGGACGUCAGAUACAAACACUAUUAAAGACGACAGCACAAUCACCCUGGUACAUAACGCGUUGUGUAGGGAUACAUUUAGUACAGAAGUCUAUCUGCUGAAAGGAGGCUAUGACAGAUUUUCCACACAGUAUCCCAAAUACUGUUUGAAAACGAAAACAUUGACUGUAUCCACUCCCCUAUCCAAUGUUGGGGCCAGCUGCACCUCCUGCGGAACACCCCAGCACGACCAGGGUGGCCCUGUGGAAAUACUACCCUUUUUGUAUUUGGGCAGUGCCUUCCAUGCAUCUAAGAAGGAUAUGUUGGAUGGUAUGGGAAUUUCUGCUCUACUGAAUGUAUCUUCAAACUGUCCCAAUCAUUUUGAAGGGGCUUAUCAGUAUAAGUGCAUCCCAGUGGAAGACAACCACAAGGAAGACAUCAGCUCUUGGUUCAUCGAAGCCAUUGAAUUUAUAGACUCCAUCAAAGAUUCCAACGGCCGUGUUCUAGUGCACUGUCAGGCUGGUAUCUCACGGUCAGCCACUAUAUGCCUGGCGUACCUCAUGAAGAAGAAGCGAGUGCGCCUGGAUGAGGCCUUUGAGUUUGUUAAACAGCGACGCAGCAUCAUCUCCCCCAACUUCAGUUUCAUGGGUCAGCUGCUACAGUUCGAGUCUCAGGUGCUGGCCACUUCCUGUGCUGUAGAAGCAGUCAGCCCUUCCGCCACACUCUGCCCUAAGUCUUCCUCCACGCCCACGUCUCCCUUCAUCUUCAGCUUCCCAGUCUCAGUGGUGACGCACAGUCAGCCCAGUAGUCUCUCGUACCUACAGAGUCCAAUCACAACCUCGCCGAGUUGCUGAUACAUUGUCCCUUUCUGCGAGACUGAAAGACUGCACUCGCACACCAGAAAGAGAUUGUUGAAGUUUUGUUAACGAGGACUUUGAAGACAGAUUUAAUUUUUUGACACCCUUCAUCUGGCACACUCAUGUGGUCAAUCAAGUAUUUUUUUAUUUAUUAUACUUUGUAGUGAACAUGCGUUAAAUGGAUUGUUCAUCCAGAAAUUAAAUUCUGUCUUCAGUGUUUACCCUUGUGUUGUUUCAAACAGGUAUGACCUUCUUUCUUCUGUGGAACACAAAAGGAGAUAAUUUGAAAAAUGAAUUGGUCGAUCUUUUCCAUGCAACUACAAUGAAUGGGAACUGGAGCUUUCAAGCUUCAAAGCACUGACAGCCUCAUUUCCCAUUCACUUUUAUUGUAUAGAAAAGAGCAGUGUUAACAUUAUUUAAGAUUUGGAAAAAAGUCAUACAGGUCUGGAACAACACCAUGAAUAAUGAGACUUUUCCUUUUUUUGAGUGAAAUAUCCCUUUAAUACCAGAAAAAUACAAUCAUAAUAUACUGUCACAGGAUUCCUGUGAGGACAGUACAUUUCCUUCAUUUCCUGUGGUUUACAUCCAAAGACUUCCAAAGGUCUUGUGAUUGGCUCGCAGGUUGACGAGAGCAGUGGGAAACGGAGCUGUGAUUUCACAAAGCAAACUUGGCAGUCUACGUCUCUCUUUCUGAUGGAAAGCAGGAGGUCCUUCAACCCUGACAGGUGCUUCAGACUGUGUCUGGACUUCCCAUUUAUCACCCCUCCAAUCUCUCUCUGGCUCUUCUUUGCCAUUUGGACAAGACUGAUUUCCUUUAAUACACACAUUCCUGCUGGAGCUCCGAGACUUGCUGUCUUUGGCGAAAGUUAGCUGGCAUGAUCUUUUGCAGGAAAUGGCUUUCAUCUAGGUUGUUUUGCUUUUGUCAGUGCCUUUUACAAAAAGGUACAGGACAUUCAGACACAUUUAGCAGCUCAUGUCUGCCCCAUCACCUUUUCUUCAGAAAUGCACACAAUGGCAGACUGGUGGCUGGAUGUUUGGCAAAGGGACUAAAGUAAUUCGAACUGCAAUACAGACAUAUUCUACAAUCCGUUCCUCUCAAAAAUUAGAGCAAUAACAUAAUUCUCCUUCCUCCCUGUCACCACCAAAGCACUGUAUGAUUUAUUAACUUUUUUGGUUGUAUUGUAUGAUCACUUUAAACUUCUGAUUUUGUUUGCCAAUUUGUACCGAGACCUCAAUUAUUUCUGCUGUAUGCCUUACCAAUAAUGACCGUGGUGUUCUUCCAAGUGGAAUGUUCUCAUUAAUAGACUAUUUAAGGAAUAGCGUAUGUAAGAUGAUGGGUUUGACGGUACCAGCUGUGACCACUGUAACUACUGUAAUGAAUUGAGAAGGAUCCAAUUUGGUAUGAAAAUGCCCCAAUUAACCUGACGGACUUAUAAACUGAAACCUUUUGGCACUGGAAGUUUGGGAAUGGGAAAAUUGGGAAACCAUCACUUGUUUUUAAGAUUUCCCCUUGAUAAUGUCACUGGAAGGGAAUCUUCUUGCCUUGAAGAGUUAUAGCAGGCUGCUUUUGCUUGAAAAUUUACAAUGUGUGUGGGGCCUAUUUCUCAUUAGUUUCUCAUGAGAUUGUGGGCAUCUUUUAUAGAGCUAAAUUUAUUUGACGUUUGUUUCGCACCCCGCCAGAAAUGAAGUGGUAGCUGAGUAGCAUACAUUUCCCAUAUUCAGUUGAGCUUUAGUUUUUUUUGCAUACUAAAUUGUCUGUUUGUUAACAAUCACUGAUGAUUGCAAUAUUUUUACUGUAAAUGUCUGAUGCUUAUGGCAAUAUUGUUCAGAGGAUUACGAUUUUUUAAGUUCUGUUGUAUUAUAUGUACA